This is a messenger RNA of Branchiostoma floridae (Florida lancelet), 4907 nucleotides long. RefSeq lists its product as uncharacterized. The record is from RefSeq and is a predicted model, not a curated record. The transcript has 12 exons. Gene Ontology annotation, molecular function: DNA-binding transcription factor activity, RNA polymerase II-specific; RNA polymerase II cis-regulatory region sequence-specific DNA binding. Bases 173 to 4405 code for a protein of 1410 amino acids. NCBI's taxonomy places the organism in Eukaryota, Metazoa, Chordata, Leptocardii, Amphioxiformes, Branchiostomatidae. Gene Ontology annotation, biological process: regulation of DNA-templated transcription.
AUUAUAUAUCAUAAAUCCAUCUAUAUGAUCUGCAUACUACAAAAUUAGAAAUGAUAAAUAAUUUGACCUGUACCGAUAACCUUUCACCUUCUUUGUGAAUUUCUUCUGACGACCGCCAUCUUGUCGAAGAGAUUUUGCACGUCCGAUAAACACCUCAGGUUCUAAACUCCUGAUGGGGCAGGGAGCAGGAAAAGCCAAACAGGGUGCUGAGCAGCCGCCUGUAACAGAGGAUUCUGGGAAGGCAGUAGAGGAUGCUGGGAAGGCAGCCGAGUUGGCACCUACUGGUCCAGCCACCAGGAGGACCACCAGAGCCAGUCUUACUGCUUCAGAAACUAAUGUCUUGGAUGUUUCCUUCAAGAAGCAAGAAGGCUCUGUUGAUCAGGCAGUAGAACAGACAGGCAGGAAGACAAGGAGCACUGCUACCCCCUCUCCUGCCCAGUCACCCUCCAGAAAAAGGCCCCGCAUCCUUCCAUCAACAAGCAGCAGUAUCACCACCAAUGACAUGAAGUAUAUGGCACUGAAGAGCAAGCCAGUAGUGGUGCUGGAGCGCUUGAGGAUGUCACCAGACCAGAAGACUAUCAGAGUUUCUGAAGUCACGAAGAUGAAAGAUGGAGCUAUGGGUUUCUCUGGUAGGGGUACAGGCACAUCUCCAUACAAGGAAGCAAUCACCAAUGAAACAAAAAGCAGCUCAUCAAAGAGUAUGCCUCUGUCGUACUCUGCUUCAACAGCAAGAAGCCCAAGCAGCAGUAGCAGUUUUUCUGCAACCAUUGUCAUGCAGAACGUCAGCCCCACAGCAUCGCCACGUAAGAGAGUCAGGUUCGAUGAUGUAGCUCUGACAGAAUCAGAUGCAAGUCCUGUGGUAAGCGACAAAACCCAGUCUACAAAAGAGACAGCUGCCAUGGCUUCCUCUGUUGAAGCAACAUCACGACCAUCCCAGUCCAACGUCACUCCGCAACCAAGCACCAGUAAGUCAGGACCUCCUGUGGAAGCUCCAAUAACCUGUCCACCCAGCCAGAACCUACCAGAACCCACAGUCGAAGCUCCAAUAACCUGUCCACCCAGCAAGAACCUGCCAGAACCCACAGUCGAAGCUCCAAUCACCUGCCCACCCAGUCAGAAGAGAAACAAGCUCACAGCCAGGAAGAGCACCUUUUCUGGGAAGAAGCCCAAGAGGCCGGGUGUGCAAUCUGCUUUGGUAGAUAAUACCAGUGAAGACAGCAGCGAGGCAGAUUCUGGAGUUUAUCAAGUUGAGAAGAAGAGAGAAGAAACCAGUACAACAGUUGUUGAGCAGAAUUCAAGUUCUGUGACUAUGGAAGAAGCCACAUCCAAAAACAUAGCUCCUGAAAAAGAAGAGGAAAGCAAUGACAAAGAACAGCCUCCACCUGAGCAACUCCAGGCAUCUCCAGUGGCUUCUGGCGACCACAACUACGUUCGUGACUCACCUCAAACGAAAAAUGCAACCAGAGGAAAGAGGAAAGCUAAAACUGCCUCACCCAAAAAGGCAAAUGAGAAGAAAGAAGCAGUGACUGAAACUGAAAGUGGUAACCGUAGAAGGAGUUUGCGAGCUCCCAAAGCAAGAGAGUUUGGAAAGGAGUUCCAAGUUGAUGUCUAUUCCAAAACCACAGCUGAUGAUGUAGAGGGAAAUGACGAAGACAGCCUCUCUGAAAAGGAGCAGGAAACUCCGGCACAGCAAUCAGAAAACGACGAUCACUCGUACAUAAAAAGUGUUUCCCGUAGAAAGAGCAGACGGCCACAGAAGUUGGCCGUUUUAAAAGCCGAUGCCUUGAAGUUAGAUCAGGAAAAUGAGGAAGCUGAUGGAAAUGAAGGGGAUGAGGAGUUGCCUGUCAAAGAGGAGGCUGAGGGUAAAGAGGUAGACGAGACUAUAGCUAAUGAACCCUAUUACUGUUCCGAGUGCUCACGAUCUUUCACUCGCCAGCACACCUUCAACAGUCAUAUGGCGUCCCACGCUAGCGGAAGCAAAGACCCGAAACACCACAAAUGUGACCACCAAGGAUGCAACAAGACCUUUAGGGUGAAGAGCCACCUGGAAGAACAUAUGGUACUGCAUGAUGAUGUUGAGGAUGUUGCAAUGCUGGAGACCAGGGAAGAACAGCCAGACCAGCUUGAGACUGACCAGGAAGACGGAACGGACGACCCCGAUUACAAACCGGAAAGGCAGCUCGUGGGGAGAGGGAAGUCUCGAAGAAUGGUCGAGCCGUGGGUACCGUGCCGUUACCCUGACUGUAAAAAGCUGUUCAUCAGCAAGCGAGCCUGUAGUAAGCACGAAGAAAACUUCCACACGCCUGACCCCACACUACGAUACCCCUGCACAUAUAAGGGAUGCGAGCAGACGUUCACCAGUCGGCACUACCAAGCCAAACACGAGCUCGCCGACCACCCCAACGACCCGGACAAGCGGCCGCAGCAGUGUCCACACUGCCCGCUACGUUUCACUCACAAGGGUACUCUGAGCAAGCACCUGUCUGUGCACAACCGCCCCAAGGACUGGGCACCCAUCUCUCACAAGUGCACCCAGGAUGGCUGCACGCGGGAGUUUCCCACGCCAAGCAAGCUCCGCGACCACCUCCUGUCGCACGGGGUGUGCGCGGAGCCCAAGUUUCAGUGCGAGACGUGCGGGAAGUUCUUCCCCCGGAAGGGUCAGCUGAAGAAGCACAUCAUGUACACGCACACCAACGCCUCGCACGACUGCAAGCAGUGCGACAAGAAGUUCCACACCGACGCCAAACUCGCCAGGCACGUCUCCAUUGCACACGAGCAGAAGUGGCCUCUGUCCUGCGAGCAGUGCGGCCGAGGUUUCCGCACGAGGUCCCUCCUGUUGGAUCACCAGAACAUCCACAAAGAGAAUCCAGUCAAGUACAAGUGCGAGGAGUGUGACAAGGAGUUCCUGGUGAAGGCCUACUUCAAGCAGCAUAUCCGCACUCACGACAAGAAACUGAAGACCCACAUAUGUACCACCUGUGACAUGGGCUUCACUUCCGGCUUCCUGCUCCGACGUCAUGAGGUUCGACACAGCACCGACCGCAGGUUCAAGUGCAAGUUCUGUGAGAAGACCUACAAGCACCGCGGAGCCGUGGAACACCACCAGAAGAAGGAGCAUCGGGAACAGUUUGGAGCCGCUGUAGUGGACGACUACCUGAACCGUUUUGCCUGUAACGUCUGCGGGAGGACCGGACACACCAAGCAGGUCAUCGAGAAGCACAUCAAGGCCGUACACCUGAACUUGAGGGACGAGGCAUGCCCAUAUAAGGGCUGCAACAAGGCCUUUGUGGACCAGAAUGCCCUGCGGUCCCAUGUCGCUACCAUCCACGACCCUUCACUUCGACCAUUCAAGUGUGACAAGUGUGACCGGAGCUUCUACAGGAAGAAGCAGCUUGACUGGCACAUUUUCUCUCACGACAAGGAUCUCAGUCCUCACCAGUGUGACAGCUGUGGGAAGAAGUUUGUGUGUGCCCGCACCCUUCGUGAGCACAUCAACGCCAUCCACAAGAAGAUCCGGCCCUACAGCUGCAGCUUCUGCUCAAAGUCCUUCUCCAAACAGCACGCCCUGGAGGACCAUCAGAGGAUCCACACAGGAGAGAAGAAGUGGCCUUGUGACCUGUGUGACGAGAAGUUCAUCAACACCCACUACCGCAAGGUGCACAAGGUCAAGGUUCACGGGCUGGGCCACGCCUGUCUGCAGUGCAACCUGUCCUUCAUGUCGACCCUCGCCCUCGAGCGCCACCAGAAGAGGCACGAGAAUGAGAAGAAGACCCCCCGCGUGUACCGGCGGAAGCAGCCGAGGGAGACUGAGGAACAAGACACUCCUGUUAUGUCACCUGCUGGUACACCAGCAAAUCCACCCGAAACUCCGUCCACAUCGCAGCCAGUGCAGGCACCCGCCGCGUCCAAUCAGAGCGACAGCGAUAAACUGAACUGCGAGUUCUGCCCGGAGAGCUUUGCCACCUUCGAGGAGUGGGAGGGGCACCUGUCCAAGGUCCACAAGUGCACAGUGACGGUGCUGUCUGAAACAGGUCCAGACGAAGAGCCGGUGUACAAGGCCGUCAUCCAGCCCACCAUGGAAGACGGCAGCAUCCCCAACAUGACCAAAAUGCCUGGACCACAGGCUGACCAGGCACCCGACAAGGAUGAAGCAGCAGAAACUGUACAAGACACCCCAUCGGGAGGGGGUGCCCUGGUCGCAGAGGCCGUCGCGGACGAGAGCUACGCCACGAAGACCAUGCUCAACCUCAUCGAUAGGUUGAACAACGAGGUAGAACAACCAAAGGAACAGACGGAAACGAGUGCCAUCGAGUCGUUUGAUGUGAUAAGUGGGGACGACUAUGCCAGUCGCACCAUGUUGUCCCUUUUAGACCAACUCAGUACUGAUGCAACGCCAACUUCUUGAACCUAGAGAUAGUCCAGACUUUUUUAGCAUAACCGUUUCCUUUAUCCAAUCAGUGCACGCUUCAUUCAUGACCUAUUUCUAGAUUGUACACUCUGUUCAGUAUUUGUCUGAAGGACAUGCUACCUGAAUUGUGGAAAAGUCUAUGAUCGUUGGGUGAACUUGGAACAGAUUAAGCUCUCACCUCUUGAACCUAGAGAUAGUCCAGACAUUUUUCAUCAUAACCCAUUUCUUUAUCCUACUAGUGCAAGCUAUACUUAUCACCUAUGUCUAGAUUGUACACUCUCUUUAUCAUUGGUCUAAAGGACAUGGUACCUGAAUUGUGGAAAAGUGUAAGAUCCUUUUGUGAACUCAGCACCGAUACAGCUGUCACCUCUUGAACUUAGAGAUAGUCCAGAUGUUUUUAGCAUAACCCUUUUCUUAUCCAAUCAGUGCAAGCUACAUUCAUAACCUAUUUCUAAGUUGUACACUUUCUUCAGUGUAUGUCUGAAGAACAUUGAACAUG